UGAUCGAAGCGAGGAGCUAGUUCAAGCCAGCUAUAUACAUUCGCGCAGUCAGUCCAUCGUAGACGGCGCGCGCUCACGACAUAUAUACGUACACUCCUCGUCGUAUUCUGACUCCGCUCAACCGGUACAAAAACGAACAAAGUGCUUCCUAGUUUAAUUUAGAAUUAAAAGGCCGACAUGCCGAACGGAAUCAGACUAUGGUGGGUCGCCGUCGCGCUUCUAUUGUGGACUCCUCAAACAGAAUGCCGGGAAGUUACAAUCGAGGAUAUCCGGGAUGUGCUGAUGACCUUAGUUCAUUUGGUGCGAGCAACAGAAGACAAACUGGAGAGACAUGAGUUCAGAGAGAAGAUGCUUGGGGAACAAGUGAAGAAGAUGCUGAUGGCACUUGAUAAAAAACAUAGAAUGCUAGAACCACUGAAAGGGAUGAUAUCGAGGCUUGAUCAAAGGCUUUCAAACGUGGAGACGAUUCUUCUACAGAAAGAAGAACGCGAGAAAGGUUCCCAAAAGAAGACAGAUGAAGCACUGGAAAGUAUCCAGAGAUCUAUACUAGCUCUAACGACGACAGUCACAGAGAAUGCCAAGGAAAAUAAAAAUACAGAAGUAGACAGUAAAUUAGAAUCCUAUGGAAACACUUUAGAACGACGACUUAAUGCUACUGAUGCCAGAUUAGAAGCUGUGAAAACUCAAAUAGAUAACUUGAAAAACACAAUAACUGAGGAUAACCUUCGAACAUUGUGCCAGGGAAUGGCCUAUGACGAAAAUCCAUUGAAGAAACACCUGACGGAGGCUGAGAAGCUAUUAAAUAAAUAUGAACUAAAGUUGGUUGAAUACAAUAGUACUUCGAACAAGAAUGAUGUUGAACCGAUUAAUGAGAUACCUUUGGCCGACGAGCAGUGGCACAGUAAGAUGGCUGAAGUAAUGGAGCGUCAAGAGAUAGAUAUAAAGAACAUUCAAAAGAUACUAAUUGACGCAGAGAGCAUGUGGAAAGAUUUACCGCGAGUUUCACAGAUAGAGCGUGCCCACAACGAAACUUUGGAAGCUAUUGUCAACGCAACAGAGGACAUAAAAGCUAAUGACGAGAAAUCUGUGGAUAAGGUGAACAAAGAAUUGCGUGCGAUGAGCGAUCGCCUUCAGGGAACUAAUGUGGACAUCCAGAAAAGUCUUACGCAGAGCAACACGCUGACAGAACGCGCGUUCAAUGACAUCUGGCGAAGCUACGACAUGCUGCGGAAUGAGAUGAAAACACUCACUAAGAGCGAAGAAGUCAUUUUACAAACCGCAGAUAAUGUGAUCGCAGCGAAGCAAGGUAUAGAAUACGGAGUUCAAAAAAUCCUUAUAUACGUGGGCGACCUCAUAAAAACGCAGACUAAAACUAUGAACAGAACUGUUAGCGAAAGAUUCGACGUGAUACAUUCCACGGUGAUAGACAAACAUAAUGGAACUCUUGUAAAUCUCAACUCAAAGAUAGAGAUGGAAAUGUCGCAAGUGUGGCGCCAGAUUGGCAUAAUGCAUCAACAGCUCACAGCAAGCCAAGGGUCACUCAACAAACUGACGGAACUAUCCGAGAGUUACACAAAUAGUAGUACAAUCACUUUGAACAAAGUGAAGGAUGAGGUUGGCAACGUCACUAACAAAGUAUUGGAAUUGGGUGAGAAUUUAAAUUACGUAUUGGGAAGACUGGCCCUCGUGACGCAGGAGUUCAGCCAAAUAUCAACAGGAUUGAGCGAAGCAUUAAUGAACUUGAAGAAUGAUGGGAAUGUUGAAGAAAAAAAAGAAAAAGUUUCAGGUCCUGGCCCUCACGAAAUUAAAACAGAAAACAAACCCUGAGUCGAGUUCGUCGAUGCCAAAUAUACUAUAAGAGUUAUAUUGUAACUAGUUGUAAGCUAUUACCAACUUAGUUAUUAAGACGACUGAAUUAGACACAAUGCCUUAAGUUCAAUAAAAAAUUAUAAACCUACCAUCAAAAGUUAGAUUAAAGAAAUGUUUCACACAAUAUGUUGUACUUCUUCUUCUUCUUCUUUGUCGUUUCCUCAUUACUGAGGGCCGUGUUGUACUUAACCUAUUAAAAUACAUAAAUAAAACGAUAGAUAUCUAUUAGCCAUCUCACAAUUCAAUGUUUUUUAUUGAGACUGACUUAAUGUCACAAAGGUGAGUAAAUUGACAAGAUUGUAAUGUAAAAUUACUAAAAAUAUAUCACGCAAUGUAUUGUUUUGAUCCGUUAAUGCUACUUUAUCAAUACACAAACUGAAUUAAAUAAAUAAAAAAAUUAAUAUGACUACUUAUGACGAAACGUAAGCUAAAAUUAAAUGGUCAACAGUGUUAAUUAAUACUAAUUAUAGUUAAAUUUAUAUACGUAUUAACAACUUAUAUACUAAGACUAAUAUGAUUUCCUAAUAAAAUAAUUUAA
Molecule: messenger RNA, 2407 nt
Organism: Bombyx mandarina (wild silkworm)
Lineage: Eukaryota; Metazoa; Arthropoda; Insecta; Lepidoptera; Bombycidae
Cellular component (GO): plasma membrane
Source: RefSeq, a predicted model, not a curated record